UUGACGGAUCAAUUCGCCCCUUUAACAGCGUCUCUUGGCUCUCGUACACGUUAACGGUAACUUGAAAAUGUUGCGUCUAGGAAAUUUCGUCGUGCAGAGAUCUGGAAAUUUGAAAAAAAUCAACUUAAAUGCCAGAUGUUUGUCGACACAAGCAGCUGUCAAAAAUGCUCCAGAUGAUAAUAUGGACAAACAUAAUGCUAUAAAAAAUAGUACAUCCUUUACUAAGAAUAUUUUUCGUGGUCAUGUACAAACGAGCCAAGUAUUACCUUUCCCAAAACUUUUGAACGAGGAACAAACCGAUACGUUAAAGUUAUUAAUCGAUCCCAUAGAGAAGUUUUACGAAGAAGUAAAUGACCCCCAAAGAAACGACGAAACUGCAACCAUAGACGAGAAAACUAUGGCUGCGAUGUGGGAACUUGGUGUAUUUGGCCUUCAAGUUCCACAAGAGUACGGAGGAUUAGGAUUAACUAAUGUUCAAUAUAGCAAAUUUGUUGAACUUUGCGGAUAUCAUGAUUUAGGUAUUGCUAUUAUGCUAGGUGCGCAUCAAAGUAUAGGAUACAAGGGUAUACUGUUAUUUGGUACUCCGAAACAGAAAGAGAAAUAUCUGCCAAGAGUAUGUAACAAAGAGAUGGCAGCAUUUUGUCUCACGGAACCAAGUUGCGGUUCGGACGCGAGUUCGGUUCGUAGUCGCGCGGUUAAAUCACCAGAUGAAUCACAUUAUAUUUUAAACGGUAGCAAAAUUUGGAUAUCGAAUGGCGGUCUUGCAGAAAUAAUGACUGUUUUUGCACAAGUUCCUACGAAAGAUCCAAAAACUGGGGUGACAAAGGAUAAAGUCACCGCUUUUAUCGUCGAGAGAGCUUUCGGUGGUGUAACAAACGGACCACCAGAGAAGAAAAUGGGUAUUAAAUGUAGUAACACAGCGGAAGUAUAUUUCGAAGAUGUUAAAAUACCUGCAGAGAAUAUUUUGAGCGAGGAAGGACAAGGUUUUAAGGUUGCAAUGACUAUCUUAAAUAAUGGUCGGUAUGGCAUGGCAUCUGCUCUUUCUGGUACUAUGCGUUUAUGUAUUAAAAAAGCAGUUGAACAUGCAACGCAGCGCGUACAAUUUGGACGCACGAUAGAUAAUUACGGAAGCAUCCAAGAAAAAUUGGGUCGUAUGGCAAUGUUACAAUACAUAACCGAAUCGCUCGCGUUCACAAUUUCCGGUAAUAUGGAUGCCGGAAGUCAAGAUUACCAUUUAGAAGCUGCAAUUUCUAAAUGUUUUGCAUCAGAGUCUGCGUGGUUGGUUUGCGACGAAGCUAUCCAAAUACUGGGUGGAAUGGGAUACAUGAAAGGAACUGGUCUUGAACGCAUUCUAAGAGAUUUACGUAUCUUUAAAAUAUUCGAAGGAACGAACGAUAUACUUCGUCUUUUUGUCGCGCUUACCGGAAUUAAAUAUGCAGGAAGUCAUUUGAAAGAAUUACAAAAAGCAUUCAAAAAUCCUGCAGCUAACUUGGGAUUAAUUUUCGAAGAAGCCACGAAAAGAGCAACGCGAGUAAUUGGUCUGGGAUCAACACCUAAUUUCACACAUUUGGUACAUCCAAGUUUGCAAGAAGGUGCUACAUUAUGUGCUAAGAGUGUGGAAGCUUUUGGCCAAAGUAUAGAAUCUACCCUGAUUAAGUAUGGGCGAGGAAUUGUGGAUGAACAAUUUGUUCUCAACAGAAUAGCACAAGUAGCAUUUGACACUUAUACUAUGGCUGUUGUAUUGAGUAGGGCGACUAUGUCUGCAAAUAAAAACCUUCCUACCGCAGAACAUGAAAUCCUUAUGGCUCAAGCUUGGUGCACCGAAGCAUUCGGUCGUAUAAAUCUGAACAUGAGCGUGGUUUCUUCCAGCAAACAAUUAGAUGUAUUUAGCAAAUUAAGUAAAAUUUCGAGGAAUAUGUGUGAUGUUGGUGGAUGUGUUCAAAAAAAUCCACUAGGUUUAUAACAAUGCGCAAAAUGUAAUUCGUGAUUCAAUUAGAUUUUGCAAACAAUUAACUUAAACCAUGACAGAAGUUGAAUAAUCGGAAAUUUUGAAUUUGAAAAUAAAUUGUCAACUUCUUUACACUAUUUUAAUAAGCAACGAGCAA
Colletes gigas is the source of this 2105-nucleotide messenger RNA. It is a transcript of the gene Acadvl, whose product is annotated as very long-chain specific acyl-CoA dehydrogenase, mitochondrial. Gene Ontology annotation, molecular function: fatty-acyl-CoA binding; very-long-chain fatty acyl-CoA dehydrogenase activity; flavin adenine dinucleotide binding. The transcript has 8 exons. Lineage: Eukaryota; Metazoa; Arthropoda; Insecta; Hymenoptera; Colletidae. The record is from RefSeq and is a predicted model, not a curated record. The coding region runs from base 68 to 1963 and encodes 631 amino acids.